CCCAUAGACAUUGGUUAAAUUAUUUAAAUAAAAUAACUGCAGCCCUGACGUACCAGUACUGUGCUCGAGUGUCUGCUUCACAACUGUGUGGCUGCUAGCCCGCUAGCUACAUUUAAGAGAUGAUUCUUCGAUAAAGAUGAAGUUACUAGGACAAGACCCUUGAGAGCCAGAGGGCUCCAGAGGUGUGCAGUGAAACCAGAGGAGUUCCCAGAAUCCAAUGUGGAUGAGAUCAAGAUGAAGCUUCCUAAACGCUGGGUUGCAAACAGGCGUGUGUUACUGCUGUGUUUGGUUUUAGGUUUGCUGGGUUUGGUAUCAGUCUUUCUACCACGGAUUGAGACAGAGACAAGGAAGCCUGUCGACUGGCAUGUCAACCCUGUCCAUAGAAAGCAGGUGCACGAGUAUGUCCACAGGGUUUUGGAGGGUCAGUGUCGUCCAGACAGAACUAGGCAGAGCCUGUUAGAAAUCCUUCCCGCUUCCAGUCAAGAGACCCUGCCCUUCCUGUGGAAAGACAUUCCAUUCCCUGACGAUCUCUUCCAGUAUCCACCACCGUUUGGGUUCAGAGGUCUUCAGGGCAAAGUAGAGGAGCUUCUUAAAAAGCUGCCAGACUCUGACUCCGCAUUUCAGCCGGGAAACGCAUCAGAUAAAUGUCGCCGCUGUGUGAUCAUUGGAAAUGGAGGCAUUCUCAAAGGCCUGGAGCUGGGCACACUCAUCGACCGUUUUGACACCAUUAUCAGGCUGAACAGUGGCCCUCUUGGAGAGUUCAGUGUUGACGUUGGAAGUCGAACCAGCAUCAGGAUGAGCUACCCAGAGGGCACACCGCUCCACUGGGCCGACACAGACCCACACACUUUGUUUGUAGCUGUGGUGUAUAAAGGUGUAGACAUAAGCUGGACCUCUGCUAUGAUCAGCAAGCUCACUGUGCCUCUGUGGGACUGGCUCUUCUUCUGGCAGAAGGUUCCAGAUCAAAUCCCUCUUGAGGUCCACAGGUUCAGACUUCUAAACCCCAAAGUCAUCAGAGAGACCGCACUGGAUCUACUAAAAUACCCUCCACCAAGAAGACGCCUGUGGGGCAAGGACAAGAAUGUUCCUACUAUAGGUGUCUCUGCAUUGGAUUUAGCCAGUCUGCUGUGUGAUGAAGUCAGCCUGGCAGGCUUUGGCUACAACCUCACCCAGCAGUGGGCGCCACUACAUUAUUAUGACAACCUGCCCAUGAGCGCCAUGCUUCAGGAGACGAUGCACAAUGUGGACAGAGAGACUGAACUCCUACAGAGCCUCGCCAGAGAGGGUGCAAUCACUGACCUAACAGGGGGGAUUCACUGCUCCUUCUGCUGACCCUGAGAUAUCUGACUAUGAAGCACUUCAACCUGUUUGUUGUGAAGUGCUUUUUAAAAGGAAAUGAAAUACUGUGUGAAAAUACUGUAUAGAUUGCACUAGCCUGACCAAAUGACUCACAAACCAGGUGAGAGGUAAACUUGGCCUAAAGACUCAAAGAAAUUUAGUCUUAAAAUCUGUCAUAUUUGUCACAAAGUGCUUCUUGAAGGAAACAAAAACAAAGUAAUAACAGUACCUGGUGGGCGAGUGUUAUAUUGUAUGGGUUCCUCCUUCUAGAAAAUCAUACAUUUCUAAUGAUUCAGAUUCAUACCAGCAUUGCAGGCGAGUAUUAAUCCAGGUGUUCAGUGUAUUGUGGGUAGUUGAAACAUCAAACCACAUGCACCCCAAAAACUAUGUAAACACUGGUAUUAUUACAAAUAGUUCUCACACUACUGAAUAUGGACUACUUCAGCAUGUAAUACCAUAACGUCUUACCGGUAUCAUCGUACCUUUACAAGUAGUCAGAGUUCAAAUGAUGGUAUUAAAUUAUAUCCCUAAGCAGAUAAACUGAACUAAACUUUUUUUUACUUUUAAAUUAAAUGACGGUUAAAUAUGUUAAAUGCAUUUUGUUUGUUUGCACUGGAACAACUCUAUCUGUAUUUAAAGUUACACGGGAAUGUGAAAACGAUGAAAAAAAAAAAAAAAAGUGGAUUGAUCUGCAUUAGUCCAGGAUGUCUUCAAGUACUUUUUUGAAGCAGGCUUCAAAUGGUUAAAACACGUGAAAACAUAUUUCUUUCUGUUGUGUUUUUACAUUUUAAAAGGUGUUAUAGAAGAUGGUCCCAACAGAAGAUUGUGAAAUGCUACGUUUAUCUGUACAUUUUAGCAUUCCACUGUAGAGUAGCAUUCUUAUUCAUUUCUGUCUGUGGUUUUGGUGCAAGCAUUGUUUAUGCUGCUCCACAAGAGUUCUGAUUUUGUUUUUUAUACACUUUAUCUUAUUCACUGUGUAGUCUCUCAGAAUGGCUGGCCUGUGAAAAAGAGUAUAUAGAUUUUUUUUUCUUCAAGUCUUAUUUCACUGUAAUUUUGUGAGACCCUAUUAAAAUACACAUGAUAUAAAUACAUGA
Molecule: messenger RNA, 2432 nt
Organism: Acanthopagrus latus (yellowfin seabream)
Lineage: Eukaryota; Metazoa; Chordata; Actinopteri; Spariformes; Sparidae
Gene: st3gal5
Product: ST3 beta-galactoside alpha-2,3-sialyltransferase 5
Exons: 8
Coding region: 235-1332 (365 amino acids)
Molecular function (GO): lactosylceramide alpha-2,3-sialyltransferase activity
Source: RefSeq, a predicted model, not a curated record